AUGCCCGUGUCUCAAGAAGGGUGGCUUCGCGCGAAGCUCACCGACCCUCGGGCGGUGCAGGUGCUGCAGAGGAUGACCGCCGACCUGAAACCUGGCGACUCAAGGGCGGCGAAGCUAACAGGAGCCAUGAUCGUCAAAGAGUUCAUGACGCAGGACGUGGCUCCCCUCCAGGCGCGCCCGCGCCCCUUGUGGAAGCUCGAAGACGAAGGAGACGACCUCCGCUUGCGUCCGGAGGCCCUUUCUGUCGAGGAGUUGGGCUCGGCCCUCCGCUCCUUGGUUGGGGACGACCAAGGGUACCCACUGGACUCCUUCGUGCCCUUGUACUGCCGCCCGGAUGGGGCGGAGGCCGCCGCUGCCAUGCCCAUCUUUGAUGAGCGUGGGCUCGUGUCGCCUGCGCCCUCUGAUGUCCUAGUGACGACGACCCCGGUGGUGGUGUCCUCCGACGAGGAGAAGGAGAAGGACUCGGAGGCCACCCUGGAAGGGUCUGGGGAGACCGCCCCUCCGCGCAAGGCUGAUCUUCUCCGUGCCAUGCCCGACGAUGACGAUGCUGACGACCACCUGGCGAAAGAAGUCCCGCCUCCCGCUGGGGUUACGACGAGGCCCAGGGUCUCCCCCUCGGGGAAGCCGACAUCGUCGUCGAAGAAGAAGAAGGAAAGGGCGGCCACACCCUUGGGGGCCCCGCAUCUUGUCACUGCCACACCUCCCCUGGCACAGAAGGGCGGCGACAGCGCCCGCAUUUCUCUGGCCCGGUCGUCCUCGCGAGGUCCAGAGGAGCGCCCCCAGGAGAGGGCACCCGCCAAGGCCUCGUCAGCUCCUGAGGCGCUCAUCCCCAGCCCGUCGGCCGAGGCCCCGCAGGCUCCGGAGCUCCUAGCCUCUUCCUCCGUCGCCCUCAACCUGCAGGUCUUGGCGAUGACGCUGCCUCCUUCUUCCGCUCCACCGCCAGCCCGCGACCCUUCCACCUCGCCUGACGCCCUGGAGCACGCACUUUCCGCGCUAGCCCGGCUGCAGGGUGAUCUUCAAGGCGCCGACCAUCGCCUAGUGGUCGGGCGCCUGGAGCUGAUCUCUGGCUGGCUGCACUCUGAUGCAUCUGUCUGGGAGGCACUGAGCCAGGCCAUGGCGGCAUCGGAGAGGGACAAGCAGGCCACCGCCCAAGCUGCGGCUGCCUGCGAGGUGGCGCUGAAGGAUGCCGGGCUGCCCAGGAUCGCUGUCGGUCGCUAG
Aegilops tauschii subsp. strangulata is the source of this 1218-nucleotide messenger RNA. The record is from RefSeq and is a predicted model, not a curated record. Lineage: Eukaryota; Viridiplantae; Streptophyta; Magnoliopsida; Poales; Poaceae.